Messenger RNA from Gymnogyps californianus (California condor), 2271 nucleotides. It is a transcript of the gene PACRGL, whose product is annotated as parkin coregulated like. The coding region runs from base 191 to 868 and encodes 225 amino acids. The transcript is spliced from 8 exons. NCBI's taxonomy places the organism in Eukaryota, Metazoa, Chordata, Aves, Accipitriformes, Cathartidae. The record is from RefSeq and is a predicted model, not a curated record.
UCUCGCUGGGUCUUUUGAUGUGGCACGGUGUUCGUGAGCGUCGGUCCGGCGGCUCUGUGGUAACUUGCGGGAGUUUUGCUGUUUGAGCCUCUCGGCGGUUACGGUCCUUGAUGCCCCUUCUCUCUUUCUUGCUCUGCCCUAGCUGCACUCCGGGAGAGUUGACACUCACCAGGGAAGCAAUGUUAUAAGGAUGUCAUCAGGCAUCCAAAUAAAACCAAAGACUGCAGUACAGAAAAGCAAGACAUCUCCUUUGCCACGUUCUCCAGAACCUGCAAUUAAACCACAGCCAAAGCCUAGUGACAAGCUGAAUCCUAAAACUAUUGAUCCGUUUGGUACUUAUUCUCGACCACCUUCUGCAUUUGCUGCUAUAUACGCUAAAGGUGGCAUUCCAUGCAGAUUAGUGCAUGGCUCAGUAAAGCACAGACUGCAAUGGGAAUGCCUUCCUGAAACUGUUCCCUUUGAUCCUCUUCUUGUAACAUUGGCAGAGGGUCUAAGAGAGACAAAACAUCCCUAUACAUUUGUUUCAAAGGAGGGUUUUAAAGAAUUACUUAUGGUUGAAGGUGCUACUGAAAAAGCAAUUCCCUUGUUGCCCCGUCUAGUUCCAGUGUUAAAGGCUGCAUUGGCCCAUUCGGAUGAUGAAGUAUUCGGAAGGGGAUUGGAUGCUUUAGUUCAACUGAGUGCUGUUGUUGGCCCAUCUCUUAAUGAUCAUCUUAAGCAUCUACUCACAAAUCUUUCAAGGAGAUUAAUGGACAAGAAAUUUAGAGAAAAAAUUACUGUUACUUUACAAAAGUUGGAGCAAUAUGGUGGAAAGGCAACUGUGGGUAUCAUCAAAUCUAAAAUUCCAACCUAUUGUUCUGUCUGCUCUUGAACAAGAAAACUGUAGUGAUUUGUACUGUAAGGUGAAGUUUGGAAAAAAACUGCCUGUGAACAUCACUGACACUUUUUGGGGGUAUGAUAUAUUCUCUUAAAAUAAUCACAAUUCUUCAGCAUGAUGGAGAGUGGGAAAAGUCCUAUCAGUUUGUGAAUACAUAAUUAUGGAAGACUAUUUAAAAUAAUUCUCUCUGUAUUGGCUGCUAUUUGCAUAUGCAUUGUGCUUAUGAUGACAUUGACUAACUGGCUAUUAUUUCAAAAGCAGAGUAAAUAUUGAUUCUUAUUUUGUUGUAAAUUACAAUUUCCUUUAAUAUAUCUGUAGUGCUUAAUAUGUUUUGUACAUGUGUGAUGCAAAAUAAUUUGGCUGUAAUUACUUAAAUAGUAACUAACUUGGUGUUAAAUUACAUAUGUAUACCUGCUUUUGAAACACGUAACUUAUUUUGUGCCACAGGCACAGAUGGAUGCAGAUGGGUUCAUCAGGACUUACUGGGUUAGACGUAGAACUAUGAGGACUCAUCUAGACUUCUUGAGAGUCAGCUUUUGAAGGUAUGAAGCUGAACGCACUAAACAGGUAGCAUAUGGUGCAAAACUGAACUUGCCCAGUGCAUUCUCAGCACAUCGUUUUGAGAAGCUGGAGAGGCUCUGGAGAAUACAGUGGAGAGGCAUCAGGUUGCUCCAUAGAGCCACAGCCCAGGUUUUGCUCAACUAAUUAGUUCCAGUUAGCUUUGGGCCUACUGAAUGUGAGCAAGAUGAAGGAGGCAACUUGGAGUAUUUACAACCGUGCUCCCUUUGCACUGAGUUCUGUAAUGCCACAGAUAUGCUUGGGACUAGCUUGUGAAGUCAGCUCCAGACAAGCUAAUAAAACUUCUGAACAUGGAAGCUAUGAAAAAAAUAUGAGUUAAAGACAAUAAAAAGAUUGCGGAAGCCAGCUUACCUGGCUGUCAAGCCUUGUAGGGUGCAGCAUUUGUCCAUGAACGUAUUUGAACUUGAUUGCAAAAUAAUUCCUAACAGGACUUGUAAUAAAUACUGUUCAGUGUUCAUGAUGUUAUGGGUAUUUGAGUUACUCUGUGAGGGAGAGCUGACUGAAGUAACAAAAUUUGCCAUAGAACUUUUUCCCCUGAGGAAAAUUCAAUUCUGGAGUUCAAAGUUGUUGGAAGGGAGUUUUUGUGUCAUCAGAAGAUGUUGUUGCAUAAGGUAUUAAGAAAGUCUGUCAUGUGAAAGCAAUUUCAGAAUUUUUGGAAAAUUACCACUGCUUGGCUAAAUUAAAUUUACUUCCAGACUGUGCUAAGAUCUCUGCUGAGAUCAGAACUGUGCUAAGUCAAGAUCUAUGUAUUUAAGCUUUUUAAAAAAAAUUAAUUUUGUUGGCAAAAAUGUUUAAUUUGAAAAAAUACAAGUCUUUGU